AUGACAUCUCGACAUGAGCUCACUUUACAUGAAAAAAUACAAUUAAUUUUUGAUAAUAAAGAUGGUAAUGCUUUAUCACAUCGUAGAUUAGCUAAAAAAUAUAACAUCUCACUUGAUUCUGUAUCAAAUAUUUUAAAACAUAAAAUAGAAUAUUUAAAUGGUUAUGAAAUAAAUCAAACUCAAAAUGUUAAACGAAUAUUAAAAGAUGUCAAUGCACAAAAACUAGAUGAACAAGUUAAUGAGUGGUUUGCACAGCAACGUGCAAAAAAAAUAGCUAUUUCUAGUCCGAUAUUGCAGGAGAAGGCACGUGAAAUAGCUGAAUCAUUAGGUGAUAGAUUUGGUUCAUUUAAAGUAUCUAACGGAUGA
Molecule: messenger RNA, 366 nt
Organism: Rotaria sordida
Lineage: Eukaryota; Metazoa; Rotifera; Eurotatoria; Philodinida; Philodinidae
Source: the annotation of a GenBank genome assembly